CCCUAAUCCCGGAUUGAAGUUCGGAUCUUUGGAACAGCAUGCGGAGAUCUCGGCACCAAUCUAGGGUUUAACCGAGAGUUGCAGAACGCACUCGCCCGCAACCCUCUUCGCUUCUUCGGUUCCGCGACGUUGAGCCCGUGGCGCGGAGGGAAAUGCAUCGCCGGCGGCGGCGCGCGUGCGAUUCCGGAGCUCGCGUCUGCUGAUUUAGGCCUCGUGAUUUGACGGGGGGUGCUUUGAUUUUUCUUUUUUGGCGUUCCUGUUCGAAUUCUGGAGAGAUUGAUCCGUUUCAGAUGAAGCAAGAAUCCUUGGAAGCCUCCAAAAUUGAUAGCGCUAAUGAGACUCAUGGAAACAUCCAUGGUCCAAUUAUUUGUCAGGAGAUGCGGGAAUCAACGGAGAUCAUUAUCAUUGAUGAGAGUAAUGGAAAGAGUUCUGAGGUAAAGGAAAAUGGUGAUCUCCAGCCACUUUCAUUCGAUAUAUCUGGCGAAGGUCAGCCUUAUGCUCCUGAGAAUUUUCCUCUUCCUGGUGAUAUAUGGGGGUGGAAAGUGGGGAAGAGAGUGGCCAUUACGGGCCACUAUCAGGAUAGGUACCUUUAUCUUCCUAAGCGACUCCGUGCGUCUGAGAAGUUGACGUGCAAGAAGUACUGCUUUGCGAGUAAACGUUCAGUUGGACAGUACAUCCGAACCAAAUUCCCCAAUGCGGAUAUUGAUGCCUUUUUCAAAUCUUUCAUCUGGAAAAUCCCCUCGAAUAAACUGCCAUUGGUACACGGCAUUGCUGUAAGGCAUCCAUUCUUUCCUGUACAUAAUGAAGAGAUUGCAAAGCAUUCUGAGUCAGAUCCUGAUCAUGGCAGUUUGAGGUGCAAGGCACGAAAUAGGAUGUGCAGUAGCCUACUUGAACAAGCAGAGAAACCUGUCAGCCCAUCUUGGCCUUGUGAUCAUUGUUGCAGUGAACCCAAGUUUUGCCGAGAUUGUUGUUGCAUCCUAUGUUGGAGGAGCGUUAGUCCAGCUAGUGGAUGGUGUGAUUACAUCAAAUGCGAAGCAUUGAUUGAUGGGAAUAAAAUAUGUGGGCAUAUUGCUCACCUGGACUGUGCUCUUCAAGCUUACAUGGCUGGAAUGGUAGGAGGGGUAAUUGGGUUGGAUGCUGAAUAUUAUUGCCGACGUUGUGAUGUGAAAACUGGGCUAGUCCCCCAUGUUACCAGACUGUUGGAGGCUUCUAAAUCUAUUGAUUCUCCUGAUGAACGUGAGAAAAUUUUGAAACUUGCUUUCAGCCUCUUACGUGGUUCUCAAAAAACCAGUGCCAAGACUCUGCUCAAACUAAUCGAGUCUGCUUUGACCAAGCUAAAAUGUGCUCCUCCUGAUGAAAUUUCAACAGCAAACGUCAGUUCAGCUGUGACUGAUAAUGGAAAUCCUUCUCUAGAAGGUAGACACACAUCAGCUGCUGAGUCCAUUAUUUUUCAUCAUCGGACUCAAUCUGUGAGACUUGAUGAAGAGAUUGAUCAGGUCCUCCAGUCACUGAGAAAGUCACAAGAACUUGAAUAUAGAAUUGCAGAGGAACAGCUUCAUUCUCAGAAGCGUUAUCUUCACAAUCUGUACCAGCAGCUGGAGCAGGAGAGCUCUGAAUUGGCGUGUAAAGAAAAAUCAGAUGACUUUGACAACUUGCUGAAAGUCGUGUUGAAUAGGAAUAAUCAAAUCAAGCAGGAAGUCCAUAAACUCCAGGUGAUGAAAGAAGUGGCAAAAGGGUUUGGAAAGACAUCAAGAAGUAUCCUGAGAGAGCAUUUCGGUCUAGACAGGGACGAUCAGAGCCCGUGAUACUCGUCGGUGGGGGAAUUGGUGAUCAUCCAAGAUCAAUAUAGGGGCCUCCUGCAUUUUCCUUCUUUCUCAUAUGGACAUUGCCUUGUAAACAGGAGAAACUCCGGUUAACUUGAUAUGGCGAUAUGCAAGAUCUCAUGUCAAGCUACUGAAGCAAAGAAAGUGGCGAAGGAUCAUUUAGGUGAUAAGUGCGACCGCGCAAAACAGGGGAGAAAAAAUAAGGGAGGUGCGGUGCUGCUUGAGCAGAACGAGGCACAACAAUUUUGAGGUUGUGCAAAUUUUGUUCUGGAGGCUCUGAGCAGUGUGCUAGAGGAACGCUUUCAGUUCAUGCAUUGUUCCUCCCCUGUGAAUCUGGUGACUCUGGUGGGCCUCUGCUUUUUUAAAUUUUCUUUUGUCCUGCAUGCAUUUUUCCUCCCCUGUAGACAUUCCUUUUCUUCGCAUGGAAACCAAUAAUUCUCUGAAUGAGAUCGGCAAGCAAACAUCCUUAUUAGCAAAAUAUGUUCUCUUAAAUUUUGUUAAAGAAUUGGUUAUCUCUAA
Molecule: messenger RNA, 2342 nt
Organism: Eucalyptus grandis
Lineage: Eukaryota; Viridiplantae; Streptophyta; Magnoliopsida; Myrtales; Myrtaceae
Exons: 5
Coding region: 291-1805 (504 amino acids)
Source: RefSeq, a predicted model, not a curated record